AUGAGUCUGAUACUACUGGCUAUUCCAACGAUAUUCAUUGGAUUUAUUAGCUACUACCUCUGGAUAUGGACGUACUGGCGUCGACGUGGAAUCUCUGGCCCCCUCGGUUACCCAAUCGUCGGAAGUUUCCCAAAAACCCUCAAAUCGGAAUAUCCUCAAUACUUGCAAAUAAGGGAUUGGACUAAACAAUAUGGUUCAGUAUUUGGAUAUACAGAGGGAACAAUCAGAACAUUGGUAGUAUCGGAUAGUGACUUGGUUCAUGAAUUAUUUGUGAAACAAUAUGAUAACUUUUACGGACGGAGGUUGAAUCCAAUUCAAGGAGAUCCGGAGAAAGACCCAAGAACCAAUUUGUUUUCGGCACAAGGAUUUAGAUGGAAGCGAUUGAGAGCAAUUUCAAGUCCUACUUUUUCCAAUAAUAGUUUGAGAAAAAUCAACCUAACCGUUGAAGACAGUGCACUCGAAUUGCUGAGACAUAUCGAGGAGCAGACUAGCGUAGGAGAGCAGAUUGACAUGCUACAAUUCUAUCAAGAAUUCACAAUGGAUGUCAUCGGGCGUAUUGCAAUGGGGCAGAAUGAUUCUCAAAUGUUCAAGAAUCCCUUGUUGAAUUUUGUGAAAGCGAUAUUCGGAGACAAUCGAAAACACAUCCCUCUUAUUGGCGGUGUCUUCCCAUCAUUCGCCCAGCUCUUCCGUUUCUUCAUGCUCAAACUUCCAUUCCUUGGAGCAGCGAAUUUUAUUCAUGUCAAUAACACUAUGAUAGCAGCAGUGAAUAAUCGAAUCGCUCAGAGAGAAAAUGACGCGAAGAAUGGAAUGGAAAUAGGGGAGCCUCAGGAUUUUAUUGAUUUAUUUUUGGACGCAAGAGCUGACGAUGUGGAGCAUUUUGGGGAGAAUAACGGGGACUUCUCGAAGAGUUCUAGUUAUAGCAAUCGCCAACUCACAACCUCCGAGAUCGUUGGUCAAUGCAUCGUCUUCCUCAUUGCCGGAUUCGACACCACUGCCCUAUCUCUAUCUUACUCCACAUUUCUGCUAGCAACUCAUCCAGAAAUUCAAAGUAAAUUGCAAGAAGAGGUGGAUAGAGAAUGCACCAAUCCGGAAAUCUCAUUCGAUCAACUUUCGAAACUAAAGUAUAUGGAUUGUGUGAUUAAAGAGACAUUAAGACUCUAUCCGCUGGGAACUUUAGCAAACUCCCGACGAUGCAUGAGAGCUACAAAAUUGGGAGACGUGGAAGUGGAAGUUGGGACGACGGUUCAAGUGGAUACAUGGUCUCUCCAUACAGAUCCAAAAAUAUGGGGAGAUGAUGCAAAAGAGUUUAAGCCAGAAAGAUGGCUCUCCGCAGACUCUGAUCUCAUUUUCCAAAAAGGAGGGUACGUUCCUUUCGGAUUGGGACCACGUCAAUGUAUUGGAAUGCGUCUGGCCUAUAUGGAAGAGAAAAUGCUGCUGGCUCAUAUUCUUAGAAAGUUUACAUUUGUGACUGGAGUCAAAACGGAUAUCCCAUUGAAACUACAGGGAAGGACCACUACUCAACCAGAAAGCGUUUGGAUGCAUUUGAAGCCGAGGCAUUAA
This is a messenger RNA of Caenorhabditis remanei, 1560 nucleotides long. RefSeq lists its product as uncharacterized. Lineage: Eukaryota; Metazoa; Nematoda; Chromadorea; Rhabditida; Rhabditidae. The transcript is spliced from 8 exons. The record is from RefSeq and is a predicted model, not a curated record. Bases 1 to 1560 code for a protein of 519 amino acids. Gene Ontology annotation, molecular function: iron ion binding; monooxygenase activity; heme binding.